Messenger RNA from Mya arenaria, 1610 nucleotides. RefSeq names its product scavenger receptor cysteine-rich type 1 protein M130-like. Gene Ontology annotation, cellular component: membrane. The coding region runs from base 26 to 1597 and encodes 523 amino acids. The transcript has 10 exons. Lineage: Eukaryota; Metazoa; Mollusca; Bivalvia; Myida; Myidae. The record is from RefSeq and is a predicted model, not a curated record.
UGUAUUGUGAAAUAUUACUUCAAACAUGGAUUUAUGUAUAAUACAUCUGUUUAUUUUUGUUCUGUUUGUGGAAUUAUUAAUCGUCGGAUGUAAAGGUGAGUUAUAUGAGGUGACCUCGAACUCGAGUGAAGUGCAGUGGUCAGUGAAGCUGGUUGAAGGGGAUACAGCUUCGGCCGGCGGACGAGUGGAGAUCCUACUUGGCGACCAAUGGACCCCGAUAUGCUCACAGACAACUCGUGUAAACGCCUAUAUCGCCAAUGUCGUCUGUCAUCAGCUCGGGUAUGCCUUUGGGCUCUCCAUAUUUACACAAAGUCGCCCACCGUUCCAAGGAUCAAGUGUUACUGGCAUAAACUGCACGGGAAGUGAGCAGCGCCUAGAGGAUUGCACGGGUAACAGGAGUUUAAGCAGAUGCUACACUCGCCAGUUGAAAGUGAUCUGUUCCAGCGAAAUGACUAUCCGACUGAAUAAAAACAGAUUGGUACUCCCAAACCACGCGGGUCGGCUAGAAAUAUUCUAUGACGGACACUGGAACACAGCAUGCAUAAAUCCUGGCAACAUGCACCACCUGGCAAGUGUCGUCUGCACACAACUUAGGUUUGAUCAAGGACGUUUAUUGCCGCCAUGGUCGAUUGCUGAUACUCGUGUCCUGGAUAGUUACGUCCGAUAUCACGUGCGUGUCUCCGGGGUACAUUGCUUGGGAACGGAAAAGUCACUAGGUCAAUGUGUAGAAUUGGCGGGAGACACGACUUCAUGCGACCCGCGAGAGCAAGUUGGAAUACAAUGUUUGGCUUACACAAGAUUGAAGCUUCAGGGCGGUGGCUCCUUCUCUGGGCGGGUGAUGGUAGAACACAACGGUACCUGGGGAUCAAUUUGUGACGACAACACAGGACCAGGCUUUGCCAAUGUCGUCUGCAAGGAACUAGGGUUCGCUGAAGGUGGAUUCGUUACAAGCACCAAUCACCGUCGGUUUGGCUAUUUCAACGGACAGAUCUGGCUCGAUGAAGUUAACUGUAGCAGUAACGCGAGAAGUCUCAGUGAAUGUUCGUUGAACAAUGGGUGGGGAGUUCAUGACUGUUCACACUCGGAGGACGUCGGGGUGAUUUGUCGUGAACCAGGGCAGAGUUAUGAGAGUAUCUGGCUAGAUGGUGGCCAAAGCGGCCGCGUGAGGAUGAACUAUGUCAACGUGUCUGGUACUGUGUGUCCAAGCGGCGACCCGGAUAACAUCGCACGCGUCAUCUGUCGAGAACUGGGGUACAGUUUCAUCGACAAUGAGCCAUACGCGUUUUUAAUGCCAAGCAGCUUUAAUGCCUGGCUUUACAACGUCUCAUGUGACGGAACAGAGCGGAAUCUGCAUGAGUGUAGGAACUCGGACAUCGUACACCAUACACAAACAUGCUCGAAAGAACUGUAUGUCCAUUGCAUUUCCAGUAUGAGUUCAUCCGCGGAGACAGGAGCAGUGCGGUUAACGGGCGGUUCGUCACCCAAGGCCGGUCGACUGGAGGUGUUCUACAACCACCAGUGGGGAUCCGUCUGCGACGACGGUGUCACUAACAACCUCUCACGAGUCGUGUGCUCACAGCUGGGAUAUCACACGUAAGCACGACACUGCG